GUCUAUGCGACUAACCACCUGCUCACGUGACGUACACUUCACGUAGUCAUGGCAGACGACUACAGGCGACAGGAUUUUGAGUUGGAGAGGAGAAUAUUUGAGCUAGACAACAAAUGUGCAUGUCUCCGAGCUGAAAAGCAAGAUGACGACUAUUUGCAGAAUGCUUCUACCAUACUAGAGAAGCUGAAAAGCUUUUACAGACAAGGAGGAGAAAGCUUCAACCUCUCCAAGCUGCUCCAGGAUUACACACAGGUCAUUCUUGAUAUCACUUUUUAUGAAGAAAAUCAACUGGUGGAUCAGGAAUUCCCUGAAGACUCCGCGCCAUUUAAGAUCCAGCAGCUGCUGCAAGACCUGACUGAGCCAGAAGUUUUAGUGGCGAGGCUGACACCAGGACAGGAGGUGCAGUCUGUGUUGGGCACAGAGCUGUUGGAAUGCCUUUACUGGAGACGUGGAGCUCUGCUGUACAUGUACUGCCACACCCUUCAUCAGCGAAAGCAAUGGAUCAAGAAAAACAAGGACACAUUCAUUAAGUGUAUUCAGGAAGGCGUUCGGUAUUUGAUGCGGAUGCUCCAAGUUAGAAACACAGUGAAGCUCAACGACGGCGUGGUUCUCCACGACAGCGCUACAGCAAGCAUCUUAUCCGAAGGCAUUUUUUCAGACACUCACCUGCUGACAAUGAUGUACAUUGGGGAAAUGUGUUUCUGGGCUGUCAAGUAUGAGGACUGCAGCUCUGACUCCACAGAACACAAAGAAGAUGGCCUCCAGUUUCGGGACAUCGGCACACAGAUCCUUAACAAAUAUGUGCAUGCCUGCGAGGGCCCCCUGCAGGGCCAGGGCUGGAAUACAGAAAACGCCAAGGAAAUCCUUAGUAUUUUACAGUGAAAUAAACUGUUCGUGUGUAAACGUUACCAUCAGGUGCAGAUCUGAGUUCAGUGUUGAAAUGUGUCAAACCCAAAUAAAUAUGGAAGCCGAUGAAUGAGGUGAAGUGUUGUAGAAGGUUAAAGAGGGGGGCCACGCAGGGAGCGUAUGGGAAGAAACGGUGUCUUUGGGUUAUCUCGCACCAAAAGAACUUGGACAGAGCAUGUGGAUGAGAGUUUAGAAAGUACUGAGGAAGGAAACACAAAGGCUAAAAGACAGGAUGCUCAAUAAUUUAAUUAUUUUCUGCUGACUAAGCAGGUCUCAUCUUGAAUAGUGCUUGGAGCAGUUGUUUUGCUCUAAAAAUGUUAUAACUUUAUUAUUAAUAGGCAGAAGGUAUUUAAAUAUCUCUAAUUUUUAAGAUUGUUUUGAGAUUUGAAGAUAAUCCAGCAGGAUGUGUGACAUUGCACAUAACAUCUUAUUUAUUGUUUUGUUUAUUUUUGAGGGGGGUUGCCAUUUUUUAUUUUUAUUUUUUUCAAAUGUUUUUAGACGUACCAGUUUUGGCCAAUAUGUGUGUAUAAAAUAUACACAUAAAAGGUGAAGCAAGGUGUUUCAGAACUGAUGACCAAUUUUUGAGUAUGUUUAGGUGUGCUCAUGCCAUUUUUCUAAUGUGUUUGCUGUUUUCCCGUGUCAUAAAAUACAUUUUCCUUCCACUCCUCUUGGAUGGCGUUAGCAGUGUAACCAUUAAUCCAGAGCCUGUUAUUUAAAGAAGCAAAAUCAGUUUUUUUAUGUCCUUAUUGACAAUAAAGAUAUGAUUUGUUUUCAGA
Molecule: messenger RNA, 1682 nt
Organism: Fundulus heteroclitus (mummichog)
Lineage: Eukaryota; Metazoa; Chordata; Actinopteri; Cyprinodontiformes; Fundulidae
Gene: rimoc1
Product: chromosome 12 C5orf51 homolog
Exons: 6
Coding region: 49-882 (277 amino acids)
Biological process (GO): mitophagy
Source: RefSeq, a predicted model, not a curated record